Oldenlandia corymbosa var. corymbosa is the source of this 768-nucleotide messenger RNA. NCBI's taxonomy places the organism in Eukaryota, Viridiplantae, Streptophyta, Magnoliopsida, Gentianales, Rubiaceae. The record is from the annotation of a GenBank genome assembly.
AUGGGGUUAUACAUUGCAAUUGUCCUGAUUGCAGUUUCUUUUGCAGCUCCAGUCAUUAGCAACCCGCAAAAGCAACCGACCACCGUUAAAGAAUGGUGUGCCACAACCUACAACCCGGAACCAUGUGAGCAUGUCCUUACUAACAAUCCGAAGUAUGGCCUUGACCAAAUCAAGGGAAAAGAUGAUUUCAUCAAGGUCUCGGUCCAACUCGCCUAUGACCGUGCCCUCAACGCUUCUAGAAAUGUCCAUACGUUAGGCCCCAAGAGCAAGACUGCGGGUGAAAAGGCUGCAUUGGCUCAAUGCGUCGAUCUCUAUGAUAAAAAUGUUGUCAUCCUAAACCAGACCAUUCACCAGGUCUAUAUUUGCAACAGUGAAGAUUUGUCAGAGUACAUCCUGAAUGAGAAAGCUGGUGAUGAUGCGGAUAACUCUCAAAAGAAAUGUACAGCUUUUGAUGUCUUGGCCAAAAGUCUAAACAACAUUGAUGACUGCGAGGAAGCAUUUUUCGACAUUGAUAUGACCGACAAUGUGAUGACUUUGAUUCGCGAUAGCGUGCUAGAAGAUCUUAUUGUCAAUGCACUAGCUUUGAAUGCGGAGAAGUUAAAAGUUGCUGGAUUGAAGCCUUCAGUUGGCAAAAAGACUGCAUCAGAAUCAGCCCAAAUGGACAGCAGCUCUGAGGAUGUUGAGGAAGGGGAAGAAUAUAAAGAACUGAAACACAGUGCCCACUCAGAUUAUACAGCACCUCAUACUCAUCCUCCACAUCACAACUAA